UUACACAGCCAGAAAGUAAAUGCAAAUAGCAGCUGGGUUUGACCUGAUAUCGACAAUGAUUUUACAGUCUAAAAUAGUAGUUGGCUAAUUAAAUUACACUUUUAUAAUACAAUUUAAGUAAAUGGUAUCCAGCUUUUCUAGCUGCAGCCGGUAAUGCCCGGCCGGCAUAUAUAAGGUUUUGCACAACAACAGGUGGACCCUGCCGUUAAUCCUUACUUCGCUCGAUGGCAGCACUUGCUCCGCUCGUAAAAUCGCAAUGUUAUUACAAGUUUUACAACGUACACUCUCAACCCUGCUCCGGCCUCGUCGCGCGCAGUUAUUUCGCAAUGGACGCACGGCACUACAAGUUCGCGCAAACUCGUCGUCUUUUGACAAAUGAAUCUCGAUAAUACUUGUGAUCGUCGUCGUCGUCCGCGCGAUUCACUACCUGCUACACCUCACUAGACCUGUUGCUAGUUAUUUUCUACUCGCAAAAAGAAGUGACGGUGCGCGAAAAGUGUUCGUGUGCCCCCGAGCACUGUGUGUGUGUGUGUGCAUUUCGUUGUGUGUAAAUAUACAGAUGCGUAGUACGGAUGCCCAUGCACGCCUGCUGAAUGUUUGAAAUCGACUCCGAGCGGCUCAUAUACACGAGACAGGGAGCGAGAGGGAGACAGAGCGAGAACGAAAAAGCGCGCGAUUACUUCCCUCGUCUCGUCGGCGGCAAUGGAUGAUAAUAGCAAGAAACUCGAUCGCGAGCGUGCCAAACUCGACGAAAAGGAGCAGCAAUGCUUGAAUCGUCAGCAGCAGCAGCAGCAACAACAACAACAAGUGGUUAAUGUCAAGAUGAUGCCGGAUUUGACCGAUGUGACGAUUAUCAGCACGCCGCAACCUCAAGCCUCCUCGACCGUUCAUCGACGUUCGCUAGUACAAAAUAAUAUACACAAAAAACAUCCAGAUGGGCCACCCACCAAGCAUCGUCAACUUACUUUUGAUCAAAGCAAUAUGACAGCUGUCUCUGACGAAUCAUCUCUUGGAAUCAUACACAAUAUAUCUUCAUUAAUAGAUGAUAAAGGAAUGACAGAGGAAACAUUUCAAAAAGGAAAUCCAAUGAGAGAAAGGGAGCUCGCUCGUAUGAGUUUAAAAAAAUUCGAUAAUGCUCUUGAAUUAAUCUCAAGGGCAAAAAAUGAAAAUGCUAAUAUUAGUACAAAUUCCUCACGAAAAUCUAGCAUCAUUAAUUCAUCUGCUGGUAAUCAAAAUACUGCAAAGUCUUCUAUGUUUUGCUCAAACAAUAAUGAGCAAAGUAAUAGUAAUAAGCUAACAUUUAAUCCAGCUGAAAUUACUGCACGUUCUUCAGAAGUCAAGGAAAAAUUAUAUGAAACAACAGACUUUAAUGCAAUUUCAGGUAUUGAAAAUAUAAGCUAUAAUUAUGAAUUGAUGGGGCAGUUUGGAGAAGAAGAGUUUUUGUCUGGAUCAAAAGCAGAGAAACAAUUAAUGGCAGAUGAAUUAUCCUGGAAAAAACAUGAAGACUCAAUGUCUAAAAACAAAAAUGAGCAUUUAGAGUUUUCAGGUUUUUCUGGAAUCGUCGGUGAAAAUGUACAAAUAAAUGGUGAAAUAAUGCCAGUGGAUGAUUUUUUUAAAAAUAAAUGUGGCAACUUUGGAGAAUUAUCCUUAGUCAGUAACUCUGCUAGACCAAGUUUGGGAUUUGGAGUUGUACAAAGUCCAAAAAGACAAUUACGGCCAUUAGCUGACCAGACACAAAAUUCUCUUUCCGAAGUAUCCAUUGAUCCUUAUAAAAAAGAAUGUCUUAGUGCAGAUAUUACAAAAGAUCCCAGUGUUAUGAGCUACAGUGCUAUUGCUCAAUUUAUACAAAAUUAUGAUGGUGAUUCAGAAGGAAAAUCUCCAAGGUUAUUAGUAGAUGACGUAUUAGAAUAUAAUAAAUUAAAAAAAAAAAAGUCACAAAAUAAAAAACUGGAGCAAAAAACUUUUACAGUUGAUAUAACUGACAAAUAUAAUGCUAAAACACUACUGAGGAAUGAAACACUCAUAGAUGAUUGUCAACUUAGUGCAAAUGAUUGUUAUCAAUUACAAUCAACUAGUCAGGCAACAGAUUUACAAUCUACUCAGUUAGUAGAAGCUGAUGAAAAUAGCACGUUAACUGAAAUUGACUCAUCUAGUAGAAAAAGCAGUAGAAAUAGAUUAUCAACUCAGUUUAGUUCUCAUAAAGGUUCUGAAGUAUCUGUGCCUCGAGCAGAACAGUCAACAAAUUUAUCACAUAGAAAAUUAUCACACAUGAAAGCAAUUAAAAAUGUUGAAAAUUCUACUUCAAUCAAGAAUGAUUCCAGUUUGAUUCAUGAUACUAGGCCUUCUAACAUACAUGAACCAACUUAUUCUUCUAUUAAUUCUUCUAAAGAAGAUACAUUAACUAACUCCAAGGUUCAAGACAACACUUAUGAGAAUAAACAAUUUGAAGUUAGUAAACGCUCCCAAGAGCUAUGCACAUGUUUAAUUGGCAUUCCAAAAGAAGCAGAUAUUGAACUGCAUAACGGAACUGAUAGGUGGAUGGUAUGUGUAAUAAAAUUGAACCAAUUUCUCGGAGAUUUGAAAAACAUUAAUCUUAGCGUGCCAAAAGAUAAUAUAUUAAUAGAACCAAAUGCUCGUAAAUCCUUAAAGAUAGGAGUAAUUAUGUUUAAAGAAGCAAAAUUAUCAUUUGCGGAUUUCAGUAUUUGCUGUCAGGAUAUGGUAACGAAAUCGGAAUUAAGUAUUAAACAUCAAAUAUGUUUUGUUGCUGAAAAACCAGAUAUCGAAUUGUCUGGAAUUCUUGACAAUAAUUUUUUAGAUUUUGGAACUAUUACCGAAGAUAUUAACAAUAGUUUAUCUAUUACCUUAGAAAAUAAAAAUUCAGUGAAUGUACCUGUAGUAAUAAGUUUGUAUGAGAAUUCCAAGAAAUUAUUUAGUAUUAUGGAAAAUUCUAAUGAUUCUUCCAUCACAGCCCAGUAUCAGAAAGAAUCAAUCAUUAUUAACUUAAAACCUAAACAUCCUUUUCAAUUACACAUAAAUUUUGAAGGAACAUCACUUGAAUCCCUUGGAGAAACAGCUUUACAGAAAAGUAUAUACCAAGUUGAAGCCAAAUUAAAAGUAUCUAUUUGUUCAAUAGACGACGAAGAAUAUCCAAUAUAUGAUAUUAAUCUUAAAGGUGGAAUAGGUUCUUGUAAAUUAGAUUUCAUGGAUGUCAAGUUUCCACUUAUACUUUCACCCAAGAUUCUUAAAAUUAUAAAUCUCAAGAAUUCGGGUAAUAUGAAUGUUUCAGCAAAAGUUGAUAUUGUUCAAUCUAAAGAGAGUCAAAUUGAAAGCAGAGACUUUUAUAUAUGCCCAAAUACUAUUUCACUGAGAAAUGGAGAAAAGCUAGCUUUACAAAUUUCUUACAAACCAGAAAAAAAUAAGACUGACUUGGAAAGACAUGCCAAUAUUAGAAUUACUGUUGGUAAUAAAAUAACUUUUUAUCCAAUUAUUGGAGAAAAAAUUAAUGAUGAAUCACAGAAUGGUGAUUCUUUUCAUCAACUCCAACGAUCUAAUACACCUCUAGGACUGAGAUCUUUUGAUUCAUCAUCAUCGCCUCAUAGUUUCAUUGGAUUCAAUAAGUCUCAAAAUUCCGGACGAAAUUCACCCGGUAGUACAUUAUCUGGUAAUGCAGUUGCUGGAACGCCUGUUCCAAUUCGUUCAACACAUACUGCUCUUGUUUGGGGUAGUGUACGAACAGGAAAAUCAGAUAUGAAACAAUUUACUAUACGUAAUGACAGUAACAGCAAAAUCAAACUUUUAGUCACAAUUAAAGCAGAUGGUCAAAAUUUUAAAUUUUGCAAAGAUAGACAAACGGUUGCAACUUCUAUGAGUCUAUCGCUUCAAGGAAUGGAAAGCAAAACAUUGUCUGUAUUAUUCACCCCAAGUAUUGCUAGGGCAGCAGCUGGUAAAAUUAUAUUUACCCAUUACAGUGCAAUACAUGGGCGACGAGAAGCUCAGGGUCUUAUGAAAGUGGUUCAGUUAUAUGGAUAUGGAGGAUAUGGAAAACUAAUCAUAUCUGAAGCUGUUAAAGAUACCAGUGGUGAAAUGUGGCUUUCUUUAGGAAAAUUAAAUUCUGAUGAUAUUCACAGAGCCAAAAUUAAGCUGGAUAAUUUUGGAGACUUGAAAUGUUUUGCAAAAGUAAAGUUGAAACGCAAAGCUUUACAUCCGUCUUCUUCAUCAAGUUGGCAAAUAAGUCCUACUGAAAUUUUGCUGGAUUCUCAUGAAACUCAAUGGAUAACCCUUGAGUACCGUCCUAAACGAGAUGAUCUUGUGAAUAUUCAUCAAACUGGAGUAAUUCAUGUUGGAACAUUGGUAAUAACCCAUGGUGAUGAACCAACUAGAUUGCGUAUUAGAAGACUUUAUAAAAAAUUAAAAGACUCUGAGGAACUUAGUGACAAAGUUGAUGAACAUUCAGAUGAUUUUAAGGAUGUUAUAGAUCAAAUUUCAAAAGCAUUUCCAGGGGAAGUACUUUUUUCAGAUCUUAGAUGUAUUGGUGAUUCCGUUCAAAAUCUUGGAGAUUUAUGUAAAGGAAUUAGUCAAAGUGAAAUUAAGCUGACAAUUGAAUUACAGCCUGAUGAAACGAUUUCAAUGUUGCAAGACAAUAUGGAUGAUUCACAAAUAUUUCACUCUUUAUGCGAUGAUGAUGAAUCUCAUUUAGGAGGGGAAAGUUUUAUGCCUGAAUAAUUGUUAUUAUGGACUUGAAUAAGUCCGAUUCUGAUGCACAUAAUUAUUAAACCAUGUGUGUAAAGUACAAGGAUGAAAUUUUGUACAAAAUGAAGUAUUUUUUAUAGAUUUAUAAAGAUUUAAAUGAAUUUUUUUAUGUAAACAUAGUAAUA
This is a messenger RNA of Trichogramma pretiosum, 4874 nucleotides long. RefSeq lists its product as uncharacterized. The transcript has 18 exons. The coding region runs from base 703 to 4722 and encodes 1339 amino acids. The record is from RefSeq and is a predicted model, not a curated record. NCBI's taxonomy places the organism in Eukaryota, Metazoa, Arthropoda, Insecta, Hymenoptera, Trichogrammatidae.